Molecule: messenger RNA, 733 nt
Organism: Panicum virgatum (switchgrass)
Lineage: Eukaryota; Viridiplantae; Streptophyta; Magnoliopsida; Poales; Poaceae
Exons: 3
Coding region: 35-517 (160 amino acids)
Source: RefSeq, a predicted model, not a curated record
ACUCGGCCGUCUCGCUAACGAGGCAGGCGUGGCAAUGGCCCAUGCAAGUGAAGGAGAUAAUGGAGGGGGCCACUUUAGGGCAUUUGUCGAGAGGGUACGCAGAAGUUGCAGGCGGAUGGCCGCGAAGCUUAAUUGCAUGGCUCGCCCUGACGAGGACUUUGGUCCACUGGCCCCUGGUGCGGGAGCUUCUAGUGCAUGUGGCCCCACCUCAAGCAACCGUACACCGAUUCACUACGGUGAUGUGAGCGCUACAACUCCUUUGCCCUCCGGUUCCAGAAGUCGUUCGCGGUCCACUUCGAGGACGGCAUCAUGUGCCGUGUCUAGGGGGAAAGCAAUCCAGUCACCAGAAACCAGUGAAGAGUCCGACCGCCAGGACAACUCAAAAGAUGAAGACCCAACCUUUCAGGUACUCAGGAUGUCUCAGUUAUUUGAUGCUCCCCCAGGAACGCAGACUCAGGGCGAAUCGAGCCAGGCACCUCAGGAUGCACCCCCAGACUCUCCUCCGCGUCGCCGAUAAAGGCGUUCUCGUGAGCACACCGACGUUGGUAGCACGAACGUGCUCCCAACAGUCCUGGAAGGCAACGGCGCCCCACCGACCCUUUCAGCCCUGGAGCGUGGACGGCGCCGUAGAUGAAGGAGCACCGACACUUUGUUCCUAGAUGUAUUGUAAAAAUGCUACCUAGAACCUAUUUGUGCUUGUCAUGAACUCUUUGUGUUUGUCAUGGACCACUUU